AUGGACGUCGACUCGAAAAUUCGUGCCUUCCGGCUAAUUGGGUGGAUCUCCAUUGGGUUGUCGACGAUCGCGAUUCUUAGCUUGUGCAUCGCCCUGCCCAUGGUCUACCACUACAUCCACGCUGCCAAGCACACGAUGAUCAAGGAUCUGAAUGAGUGCCGCAAAACGACCCACGACGUCUACCUCCAGUCCGCUCAUCUGCCGAUCCCCAUGAACCGCACGGCUCGUCAGGCCAAUUAUUACAAGGACACUUGCGAUGGCUGCUGUCUUCCUGGAGUCGCAGGACCUCAAGGAGCUCCAGGAAAGUCUGGACGACCCGGAAAGCCCGGAGCUGCUGGCCAGCCCGGAAACCCCGGUCGCCCACCAUCAGAGGCUUGCGAGCCGAUGACCGAGCCUCCGUGCCACUGCACCGACAACCAAGGACCGGCUGGACCUCCCGGACCCCCUGGACAACGUGGAAACCGUGGACCGCCCGGACCUCCCGGUGGAAAGGGACCCGAUGGAGACGACGGUGAGAACGGCAAGAAGGGCAACAACGGCCGCGAGGGACCUUGCGGACGCCCCGGUGUACCUGGACCGCCCGGAAACCCGGGACCCCAGACUCGACCCCUCCCUGGACCCCCUGGACCUCCCGGAUCGGAUGGACAACCCGGCCAGCCUGGUUCUCCCGGACCCAACGGAUCCCCUGGAGAAGCCGGCAAGCGCGGCCCGCCCGGCUCACCCGGAAACAGCGGUGCGCCCGGAAACGAUGGAGAGCCAGGUGAACCAGGUCGAUCCGGAAAUGCUGGACGACAGGGAGAGAAGGGUGUCUGUCCCAAGUACUGCGCCAUCGACGGCGGAGUCUUCUUCGAGGACGGAACCCGACGA
This is a messenger RNA of Mesorhabditis spiculigera, 867 nucleotides long. The record is from the annotation of a GenBank genome assembly. NCBI's taxonomy places the organism in Eukaryota, Metazoa, Nematoda, Chromadorea, Rhabditida, Rhabditidae.